Messenger RNA from Aspergillus ibericus CBS 121593, 2485 nucleotides. RefSeq names its product long chain fatty alcohol oxidase. Gene Ontology annotation, molecular function: long-chain-alcohol oxidase activity; flavin adenine dinucleotide binding. NCBI's taxonomy places the organism in Eukaryota, Fungi, Ascomycota, Eurotiomycetes, Eurotiales, Aspergillaceae. The coding region runs from base 101 to 2353 and encodes 750 amino acids. The record is from RefSeq and is a predicted model, not a curated record. The transcript has 3 exons.
UCAGCAGCUUUACCCAUUGUCCGUCCUUUGUUAUCUUCGACCUCACUCGAGCCGUUGACCGUACUCUAUUGUUACUGGAGCAGGCGGACAGCUGUGCCCAAUGGCCGAACUGACCGCUCACUACGUCCCGCUGGAUGUGACUCUCCCUCCUGUCCCAUCCACGCAAAUCUUCACCGACCAACAAUGGACCACCCUCAUGGCCUUGGCCGACACGGUCAUUCCUUCGAUCCGUAGCCCCACAGCGUACAAGUCGGCCUCGACCAAGGUGAUACCGCAUUCCGACCUGAAUCGAACUCUCUCAACAUUGACCAGAAGCAUUGCCUCCCCGGACGCUGCUACCAUUGCCAUCCAGUACCUAGAGGAAGACGCAUCGUCCAAUCCUCGGUUCCGGGAGGGGCUGGAGCGCCUCUUCUCUCAAUAUGUGCACGAAGAAGGGAGAAAUGGCCUGGCGUUUAUCCUGAAUGCGCUCAAUACCCGAGCUGGUUCACUCGUCUUGACAGGGUCCGUGACCCCCAUUCAGGAUCAGCCCAUCUACAUUCGUGAAGAGAUCAUCCGCGGAUGGGAGACUUCCCGGCUAAGCCCGCUGAGAGCCGUUUAUCGGGCUCUCACGGGGAUCUUCAAGCGGACGUGGGUGACGUUCAGCCCGACUCUUUGCCCGGUCAUCGGCUUCCCGAGGGUGCCAGUUCACGGAAAACCCGCCAAUGGCUGCAAGUACAGCUUCCUACAAUUCCCCUCCGCAGAUGAACCUGAGAUCAUCGAGACCGACGUGGUCAUUGUGGGUAGUGGUUGUGGUGGCAGCGUGGCGGCGAAGAAUCUCGCCGAAGCAGGUCAUAAAGUCCUGGUGGUAGAAAAGUCAUACCAUUACACGUCGAAUCAUUUCCCCAUGAACUUCAAUGAGGGAUUUGUGAGCAUGUUCGAGGGAGGAGGCGCCGUUGCGACUGAUGAUGGCUCCAUGGCUAUCCUGGCUGGUUCAACCUGGGGUGGCGGUGGCACCGUCAACUGGUCCGCUGCUCUACAGACGCAGGGUUUUGUGCGCGAGGAAUGGGCGAAAAAGGGACUGCCAUUUUUCACUUCGAUGGAAUUUCAGAAAUGCCUGGAUCGCGUCUCAGAGCGGAUGGGGGUUGACACUGAGCAUAUCAAGCACAACACGGCGAACCGCUUCCUACUGGAAGGCGCUCGGCGAUUGGGCUACGCCGCAAAGACCGUGCCGCAGAAUACAGGGCACACGGAGCAUUAUUGUGGCUAUUGUACCCUCGGCUGCCACUCGACCGGGAAAAAGGGCCCAACGGAGACGUUUUUGGCCGAUGCCGGCGCCGCAGGCGCGACAUUCGUCGAAGGGUUUCGUGCAGACAAAGUUCUGUUUACCGACACUAAAGAUGGUCAGGUGGCAUCAGGUAUCGAGGGCGUCUGGAAAUCUAUGGACGCGUAUCUAUGCCGCUCAGGUGUAACUGCCAUCCGGCGAAAGGUCAUUAUCAAGGCGAAGCGGGUUGUCAUCUCCUGCGGCACGCUGCAGAGCCCCCUGCUGCUCCUACGGAGCGGACUGAAGAAUCCUCACAUUGGUCGGAACCUCCACCUACAUCCUGUCGCUAUCGCGGGUGUGGUGAUGGAUGAGGAGAUCCGCCCUUGGGAAGGUGCUGCGCUGACCACUGUCGUCAACGAGUUCGAAAAUCUGGAUGGGCAUGGGCAUGGCGUUAAGAUCGAAGCUCUGUCAAUGUUACCCGCUGCCUUUCUUCCUAUCUUCCCGUGGCGCAGUGGUCUUGAUUACAAGAUGUGGGCCCACAAGCUUCCUCGAACGGCCGGCCUGAUCAUGCUCUCCAGGGAUCGAGACUCUGGGCGAGUCUAUCCCGAUCCUGUCGAUGGACGAUGCCGGGUCGACUAUACGGUUUCGACCUUUGACCGGAAACACAUUGCGGAGGCCUUGGUCGCUAGUGCGAAGAUGGCAUUUGUUUCUGGCGCAAAGGAGUUUCACACGACAUGGCGCGAAAUGCCCCCGUUCAUCCGCCCUGAGGAGUCUGAUGCGGAGGAUCUAGAAGGCGCAAAUAACGCGGCCCUCCAAGCGUGGAUCGCGGAAUUCCGGCGCAAGAGACCUCUCGACCCGGAGCGGACCAUGUUUGCCAGUGCACACCAGAUGGGCACGUGUCGCAUGGGCAAGACUCCCAGGACCAGCGUUGUGGAUUCGGAUUGUCAGGUCUGGGGCACCCGGGGCUUGUAUGUGGUGGAUGCGUCGGUGUUUCCCAGCGCCAGUGGCGUUAACCCGAUGAUCACCAAUAUGGCCAUCGCCGACUGGGCCAGUCGAAAUCUUGCCCGAUCCUUGCGCAAGGAUAGCGACAAGACCGUCCUGGCCCGUUUGUAAUGAGGACAAGGAACAAUUUCAUCCCGGCCCCUUCGUUUGUGCAUUCAUACUCGAUAUAUUGAUACUUGGAACCGCGGGUUGUGGCUGGCUCCAUGAUGGUUCAUAUUGCUAGCCGUGCAACUACUCUAUUCA